CGGGCGGAAGCGGCCGCCGCCGGUUUCCGUCUCUCGGCGGCUGAGUCACUGGCCGCGCCGCUCCCCGCCGCCGCCGGCCGCCCGCUGCCCCGGCCCCGCCAUGCCGCUGGAGAACCUGGAGGAGGAGGGGCUGCCCAAGAACCCCGACCUGCGCAUCGCCCAGCUCCGCUUCCUCCUCAGCCUGCGGCCGCAGCGCCCCGAGCCCGCCGUGCGCGAGGAGCUCAUGGCGGCCGUGCGGCGCCACAAUAUGGCCCCAUACUAUGAAGCACUCUGCAAGCCCCUUGACUGGCAGAUGGACAUGGAGCUGUUGAAUAAGAUGAAAAAGGCAAAUGAGGAAGAGUUGAAACGUCUCGACAAUGAACUGGAAGAUGCUGAAAAGAUCUUGGGGGAGAGUGAAAUCCGCGAUGCAAUGAUGGCCAAGGCUGAGUACCUGUGCCGAAUUGGGGACAAGGAAGGAGCUCUGACUGCUUUUCGUAAGACAUAUGACAAAACUGUGGCCCUGGGACAUCGUCUGGAUAUUGUGUUCUACCUUCUAAGAAUUGGCUUGUUUUACAUGGAUAAUGACCUCAUCACACGGAAUAUCGAAAAGGCAAAAAGUCUAAUAGAGGAAGGAGGAGACUGGGACAGGAGAAAUCGUCUAAAAGUCUACCAAGGUCUUUACUGCGUAGCUAUUCGAGAUUUCAAACAAGCAGCAGAACUCUUUCUUGAUACAGUUUCAACAUUUACAUCCUAUGAACUUAUGGAUUACAAAACAUUUGUAACAUAUACUGUCUACGUCAGUAUGAUCGCGUUAGACAGACCUGACCUUAGAGAGAAGGUUAUUAAAGGGGCAGAGAUUCUGGAAGUGUUGCAUAGUUUACCAACAGUACGACAGUAUCUUUUUUCACUCUAUGAAUGUCGUUAUUCAGUCUUCUUCCAGUCAUUAGCUAUUGUAGAGCAAGAGAUGAAAAAAGAUUGGCUGUUUGCUCCUCACUACCGUUAUUAUGUACGGGAAAUGAGAAUCCAUGCUUACAGCCAGCUCCUAGAAUCCUACCGGUCACUGACACUAGGGUACAUGGCAGAAGCUUUUGGAGUCGGUGUAGAAUUCAUAGAUCAGGAGCUUUCAAGAUUUAUUGCAGCUGGGCGACUGCAUUGCAAAAUAGACAAAGUAAACGAGAUAGUCGAAACUAACAGGCCUGAUAGCAAGAACUGGCAGUACCAAGAAACCAUCAAGAAAGGAGAUUUGCUGCUAAAUAGAGUUCAGAAACUUUCCAGAGUAAUUAAUAUGUAACACUUUUUUAAAAAAAAUAACGGAAUGAAAAAUUUAGAUGUUUAAGACCAUUUUGGAAGUAAUGUAUACUGUAUGAGUUGAUAUGCUGUAGCUAAGAAAAUUAUAAGUGAGAAGUAGGGUUUUUACAGUCUGCUUCAUUAUGUAAACAACUGAACUGUAUAAACGUUACAUUCAUGUUUUCAGAUCUCAGUUCAUUAAAUCUAUAAUACAGAUGUAAUGUA
Caretta caretta (loggerhead turtle) is the source of this 1491-nucleotide messenger RNA. It is a transcript of the gene PSMD6, whose product is annotated as proteasome 26S subunit, non-ATPase 6. Gene Ontology annotation, molecular function: protein binding. Gene Ontology annotation, cellular component: proteasome regulatory particle. The record is from RefSeq and is a predicted model, not a curated record. NCBI's taxonomy places the organism in Eukaryota, Metazoa, Chordata, Testudines, Cheloniidae. Gene Ontology annotation, biological process: proteasome-mediated ubiquitin-dependent protein catabolic process.